Molecule: messenger RNA, 1560 nt
Organism: Prorocentrum cordatum
Lineage: Eukaryota; Dinophyceae; Prorocentrales; Prorocentraceae
Source: the annotation of a GenBank genome assembly
UUUUUCUUCGUAUGGGAUGUAUUUGCUGUAUCGCUUGUAGUCGUGCUAGGUGGAGGAAGCAGUAGUCGUAGCAGUCGUAGUAGUAUUUGUAGUAACUCUAGGUGUUGUGGAACGAGCAGCAUUCGGACGCCCAUUUCCCGUGAUCAGAAAAUCGAUGCCAUCAUCGUUGUCGUCACAAGUGGCGCCCUCAGCGCCCACAGCCGUUUAGGCUCGAGGAGUAUUGCAGGUCUGUUGAGCGCCGCGUGCAGCUUGCGACGCCAUCGCCCGAUGUCAUCCUCAUCGUCUUCUUCCUACUCCUCUUGUUCCCCGUCCUCUCCCUCUGCCAAGAUUCGCGUGUGCCAAGGGAAGAAGUGCCGCAGUGCGGGCUCCGAGAUCGUGCUUUUUGAGAUCGAGGAGCUGGCAAAGGGCUUCGAAAACUGUACGGUUGAGGCGUCUCGCUGCUUGGGGGCCUGCCGCAAGGCACCGAAUGCGGAGGUGGUCCGGGGACAAGCAGAAGGGAUAUGCACCAGAAUCAGCGAUGCGGAGAGGAGCGCGGCGGUGGUUGCGCGAGCCACAGGAGCCAUGCCGUGCUUCGAGGACCCCCGGCUCGCGCGGAAGCUGGCCGAUGCCAGGAUGAGGAGGGUGCGCAGUCGGGCCCGGGCGGAAGGCAAGUGGAACGCGGCCCUGGCAGGCUUCCCCGAGCAGGUGAUGUCUCGGUCAGGCAGGGAGCGCCUGGAGCUGCAGCUCGAGAUGUCCCAGCUGAUGGCGUCCGCGGGGCUCUGGGAGGAGGCGCUGUCCCACGUCGCGGAGGUCGAGGCCAGGUCCGGCGACAGCCUCGCGGUCGCCAUGGAGCGCGCGAGGCUCCUGGGCAGGCUCGGGCGGUCGGAGGAGCUCGAGGCCAUCCUCCGGCGGCGCGUGUCGGCGAUGAGGCUGGACCGCAGACUCGCCAAGGAAGUCGCCUCGUCGCUGAGGAACUGCGUGGCCGACUGCGCCACAGCCCCUGGCCUCGACGGCGCCAGGCGGCCGAUCGAGAAAUACGGCCUGUGGUAUCUGGAGGGCACGACGAAGGUGUCGAGGCACAGCGCGAUCUACCACUUCAGGUCGGAGGACGAGGCGAGAGGCACGCCGCUCCCCAAGAAGCGGAAGCGGGGCGCGCAGCACAGCACGUGGCACACGACCCUCUUGGCCGGCGUCGGCGCGAACAGCGAGGGCCCCUUGCCCUGGGUCGAGCGCGACUACACGCCCGUCAGUACCGCGGCAGAGUGGGAGCAAGGCAAGUGCGAUAUCCUCAUUAAGAUCUACCGCGACGGCCUGGCGACCUCGUGGCUGCACAGGCAAGAUCCCGGCUGCUCGGUGAGGCUCUCGCAGCCGAUGAAGACCCUGGACGUGCCCAGCCUCGUGACAGAUCGGCACCAGGCCACCUUCGAGCCCGCCAGUCGGAGGUUGUCACUGUGGCAAUCGGGGCCGCCCUGGGCCGUGGCCCCUCCUGGCAGCACCCGAGCCAGCGUCCUGCUCCUCCUGGCCGGGACCGGCAUCGUGGUGGGCUCCCAGAUACUGCGCUUCGCCGGCCCCGGCGACAGC